AUGUCGUCAUCAGUGGAAAGUAUUGGGAAUGGGACGGUCCAGGGCUCGGCCCAGGGCACGAGCCCUGGGCCAAGCCCAAGCCCUGGCGUGAGCCAGGACUUGGAUACAAACUUGAAUGCCGCUGCCUCUGCCUCUGCUGGCCCAGGACAAGCCCCAGACAACAACGGGUUGGGCUCGAAUAGCAUUACGUUCCACGUCUUGGUGUCGUUGAAAGAGGCAGCAAAGAUCAUUGGGCCCCAGGGAAACACCAUUGAGAGUAUAAGAAAGGAGAACGACAUCAAGAUCGGGAUAUCGCCUCGCGAAAAGUCGUGUUCUGACCGGUUGUUGAACGUUUCGGGGAACGCGAGACAGGUUGCGAACGCAUUGGGCCAGGUUUUGCGGGUGUUGACGACCGAUUACGAGCCAGAAGAACAUGUGUUCAAGCACCUCAGAUUCAUGUUGCCGCCAGCGUCGAAAGAAGAAAUCGAGGAUCCCGAGAAGUGGAAGCAGAUUGGUAACUUGAGGUUGAUAUGCACCAACCCGCAAAUCUCGUCUGUUAUUGGACAGCAGGGAGCCAAGAUCAAGAAGUUGAUCGAGACCCACAGCGUGAAGCUCGUUGCGUCGAAACACUUCUUGCCGGACUCCAAGGACCGGGUGUUGGAGAUCCAGGGUUUCCCCACCUCUGUUGCGAACUGCAUCAACGAGAUCGCGGAGCUUUUCAUCCAGGACGACGUGCAUGUACCUCCAAGAACCUUGCCCCGCUACUACCCACACUCGAAGCACACGAAGGAGAUCCAGGUCUCGCAGACGCUCGCCAUCCCAAAGGAGUACGUCGGUGCGUUGUUGGGUGUCGGUGGUAACCGGAUCGCCAACUUGAGGAAAUUCACCAAGACCAAGAUCGUCAUUGGCCAAGAGCCAAACGAAACGGGCAACAGAAUCUUCACCAUCUGGGGUAACGACCAGAAAUCCGUCAAGCUGGCCCAGACCAUGCUACUAAAGAACUUGGACGUCGAGAAGAAGAGACGCGAGGAACACGAGGCUGCAUUGAGAACUACUGGUGGUGCAGGUGCAGGUGCAGAAUCUGCUGCUGCAACAGACAGUUCUGCUGCUGCCAACAACGUCGAAACUGCAGAAACAUAA
This is a messenger RNA of Kluyveromyces marxianus DMKU3-1042, 1119 nucleotides long. It is a transcript of the gene HEK2, whose product is annotated as Hek2p. The coding region runs from base 1 to 1119 and encodes 372 amino acids. NCBI's taxonomy places the organism in Eukaryota, Fungi, Ascomycota, Saccharomycetes, Saccharomycetales, Saccharomycetaceae. The transcript has a single exon. Gene Ontology annotation, molecular function: mRNA 3'-UTR AU-rich region binding. Gene Ontology annotation, biological process: 3'-UTR-mediated mRNA stabilization. Gene Ontology annotation, cellular component: cytoplasm; nucleus. The record is from RefSeq and is a predicted model, not a curated record.